This is a messenger RNA of Racocetra persica, 521 nucleotides long. Lineage: Eukaryota; Fungi; Glomeromycota; Glomeromycetes; Diversisporales; Gigasporaceae. The record is from the annotation of a GenBank genome assembly.
AGUCAGAGGAAGAAGCCGAUGAUAGCAAUGAGGAUAGUGAUGAAGAAUAUGAAGAGGAGGAGUUGGAAGAUAGAAUAUAUGGACUUUCUGAAAUUAAAAACAUAGAGACAUUAUAUCACUUACCUUCGUCUGAUCGUUCUGAUCCAUCAAUUUUAGACUUUUCUGACCAUAACCCUUGUCCACUUCCUACUUCAGCUUUUGUUAGUGAAGCAUCCACCAGGUCAGAUGAUCUUAGUUCAACCUCCACUUCAUUAUCGACCUUCCUCCAAAUCAAAAAUUAUAAACGUAGAGAGAUCUAUGUUCCUCUACCUAAUUUAAGUAACCUUCCUCCACUAGUUGAGGUGGAUGACUUUGACUCUGAUGCUAAUGACGUAAUCGACGAAGCUAGGAGAUUGUCAAAGUUAAAAAAAGAAAACAAUAAGCCCUUAGAUGUCAUACGUUUGUAUAAUAUAGCUGGAAAUGCUUACCUUCAAGAAGACAGUAUUAAACCAGACCCCCGUGGAUAUAUUACUUACGUCUAA